This is a messenger RNA of Yarrowia lipolytica CLIB122, 507 nucleotides long. RefSeq lists its product as uncharacterized. Gene Ontology annotation, biological process: maturation of 5.8S rRNA. NCBI's taxonomy places the organism in Eukaryota, Fungi, Ascomycota, Dipodascomycetes, Dipodascales. The record is from RefSeq and is a predicted model, not a curated record.
AUGCAUGAUACAAUUUCAUCCAUCACCAACCACACAACCGCCAUGAACAGCAACAUGAAAAAGGCGCCUCCUACGGCGAGCAAAACGCAUCUCAGUAGUAAACUGAACAACAUGAAGUUUAUGCAAAGAUCUUCUGAUCAGGAAAUGAAGAAGGAGGAGGAAAAGGCACAAAAAAAGAUUGACGACGCAUCGAAAUGGACCGUCAAGGGUGUCAAGGCGCCGCGAAUCCGAAAAAAGUCGCGCAAAAUCGUCUCCGUGGGCUACUCGGACAUUGCGCUUGCUGAAGAUACCAAGGGACGGCUGUCAUGGGGAGGAUUCAACGAUCUGGAAGACACCAAGAAGCCCAAGGAAGACACUCGGUCGGCUGCCGAGAUUGAGAAGGAAGAGCACGAGUUAUUACGAGCGGCCGCCAAGAACCAGGGUGUUUCUGGGUCUGGAGGAAACAAGGCCAAAAAGCGGCCCUCUGAGGGUGGAGAUAACGGGGGAAAGAAGAAGAUGAAGUAUUAG